Epithele typhae is the source of this 1965-nucleotide messenger RNA. RefSeq lists its product as uncharacterized. Bases 1 to 1965 code for a protein of 654 amino acids. NCBI's taxonomy places the organism in Eukaryota, Fungi, Basidiomycota, Agaricomycetes, Polyporales, Epitheliaceae. The record is from RefSeq and is a predicted model, not a curated record. The transcript is spliced from 2 exons.
AUGCCUUUUCUCUCCACCAACCGUGCCCUGCUAAAUCCGCGCUUCGAGGGUUACAAAUUUCAGCCUCUCGAGUACGACGAAGUCACAUCGCACUACCCCCUUCAACACCGUCCUUCGCAAGCGAACGUCUCUGGUCGUGCCCCACUUUCUUUCCAGGAGGUUCAGAGUCGCGUAAGACACAACCAUAUCGCCGUGUGCAGCAAUGGAACGCGUGCAGCGUAUUUCGACGCGGACUUGCGGGUUAUCGGAAUAGAACUGGACGAGGGCACUCUGCAGCCUUCCUUCCAGGUCCUUUGCGAGCUCCCGAAACCCAUCCAGACGGACGGUGCGGAAUUGUUGCAGCGAGAGUACCCAUCUCUUGCGUUUCUCAACAGCACGACUCUUUUCGUCGCCGAUGGCUACGGCUCGCUAUAUGCGCUCUCGUUGCCCGACGGUGCUCCGCCAACCCUUUCCGCGCCCAUCGAUCUAAAUCUGGACGAACAUGGGCAAGCCGAAAUCCCCUUCCGACUACACCAAGUCGCCAGCAGAGACGGUACCGUGGCCGUUGCCCUUCUUUCAGCCAAGCACCACUUGAAACAUGCUCCUGCUUUGUCCAAGAGCUCGCAUCCUCCUCCCGUAGAAUUCGACAUCUGGGCCGUUGAGGUCGCUCUUCCCUCGUUGUCCACAAAUGAGGCCUCUCCUGCGACCGUUCUCUGGCACCGACGCGGGGCAGACGUUCCACUCUACACCGCGUACGACCCCUCCCGCGCCUCCUUCGUCCUCCUCGGCAGCUCCGCGUACCGACCCGUCGCUGCGGCCGCCGCUCCCGCCUACGACCCCUCUCCCGACGAGCUCGCACCCAUCCCGCGCGCGGGAGAAAACCUUGACGGCGCGCCGCCCGACGCCCCCAAGCCCCCGCCCUACUCCUGGACGCAGACGUCGGACACCGUCACGGUCGCGAUCCCGCUCCCCGCGGACACCCCCACCGCGCGGAUCCGGGUCGCGUUCGCGCCCCGCACGCUCACCGUCCUCGUCGACAGCGCGCCCGCGUCCGCGCCGGGCGACGACCCGGACUCGGCCGCCGCGGCGCUCGCGCACCCGCGCUUCACGCUCCGCCCGCUCUGGGACGCGGUCCACCCGGGGACGAGCGUGUGGACGUUCGACCGCGCGGCGGAGGCGCGCUACGGCGUGCUCGCGCUCCACCUCGACAAGGCGCACGAGGGCACGCGCUGGCCGCAGGUGUUCGCGGCCGGCGCGGGCGGAGACGAGGUCCCGGAGACGCUGGACCCGACGGAGCUGUACGCGAUCCGCGAGGCCCUGGAGAAGUACACCGCGGCGCUCGAGGAGGGCAGGACCGGCGCGGGGGGCGCGGGGAUCGGCGGCGCGGUCCCGAGCCUGGCGGAGGGCGAGCGGGACGACGAGAUCGACCUCUCGGUGGGCAAGACCACGUGCGUGACGCUCGCCCCCGCCGCUGCGCCGGGCGCGGGCGGCGACGGGCACCUGGACGACGCGCCCGUCGAGGUGCUCUCCACGCCGUUCCCGGGCACAGACGCGGGCGGCGACGGGGUCGCGCUCGUCACCAAGAACGGGCUCGACGGCCCCGUCUUCGCCCUCCUGCCCGCCCCCGACGGCGACCCGGCGGCACCGCCGGCGUGGCAGCACGUCGCGACGUACUCGGCGCUCGCGUUCGUGCUCGCGUCCAAGCGCGACACGCGCUUCGUGCACCACACCCCGUCGGCGGCCACGGGCGCAGGCGCGGUCGUCGCGUUCGAGAGCGGGGGCGGGGGCGGGUCCGACGCGGGCGGCAACGCGUACGUGUAUCGGGGGGCAGGCCCGCGCGAGAACUGGGCGAAGCAGACGGUCGUGCGCGUCGGGGGCGGGGCGGCGGGAGCGCUGCUUGGAGUCGGCGUGGUCAGGGUCGCAGAGAAGACGGUGGUGCUUUGCUUGUGCGAGGGUGAGCUCGCUGUCUUGCAUGGCGUGGUGUAG